Messenger RNA from Dufourea novaeangliae, 1829 nucleotides. It is a transcript of the gene bsk, whose product is annotated as stress-activated protein kinase JNK. Gene Ontology annotation, biological process: JNK cascade; protein phosphorylation. Gene Ontology annotation, molecular function: JUN kinase activity; ATP binding. The coding region runs from base 130 to 1299 and encodes 389 amino acids. NCBI's taxonomy places the organism in Eukaryota, Metazoa, Arthropoda, Insecta, Hymenoptera, Halictidae. Gene Ontology annotation, cellular component: cytoplasm; nucleus. The transcript is spliced from 8 exons. The record is from RefSeq and is a predicted model, not a curated record.
CGGCCUUACGCUCGUAAUCUCGCGUCCAAAGUGGCUAAGAGCGUAAGUCCUCGUCGAGUGCACCAGGAGUGCUCGAGCGGCGGGGAGGUGCAGGUACAGGUGCAACAGGAGAGACGAGCACCGAGGCGCAUGCCUUACCUGGGGCCUGAUAUGACAACCCGGCUGUCCGCCAUGUUUUACACGGUCGAAGUCGGGGACACCAGGUUCACCAUCCUGAAGCGAUACCAGAACCUGAAACCGAUCGGCUCGGGUGCGCAGGGGAUCGUUUGCGCGGCGUUCGACACGGUUACCGCUCAAAACGUGGCGAUCAAGAAGCUCUCCAGACCCUUUCAAAACGUCACGCACGCGAAGAGGGCCUACAGGGAAUUCAAGCUGAUGAAACUGGUCAACCAUAAAAACAUCAUCGGUCUCUUAAACGCGUUCACGCCUCAACGGUCGUUGGACGAGUUUCAAGAUGUAUACUUGGUGAUGGAACUUAUGGACGCGAACCUGUGCCAGGUGAUCCAGAUGGAUCUGGAUCACGAGCGUAUGUCUUACCUUCUCUACCAAAUGCUCUGCGGCAUCAAGCACUUACACUCCGCCGGUAUCAUUCACAGGGAUUUAAAGCCGAGCAACAUCGUCGUCAAGUCCGACUGCACGCUCAAGAUUCUCGACUUUGGUUUGGCCAGGACCGCCGGAACGACGUUUAUGAUGACACCGUACGUUGUCACGCGGUAUUAUCGAGCGCCAGAGGUGAUCUUGGGUAUGGGUUACAAGGAGAACGUGGACAUUUGGUCGGUCGGGUGUAUCAUGGGCGAGAUGAUUCGGGGCGGUGUUCUGUUUCCCGGCACGGAUCACAUCGACCAGUGGAACAAAAUAAUCGAACAACUUGGAACACCGGCGCAGGAAUUCAUGCAACGGCUGCAACCGACCGUGAGGAAUUACGUGGAGAACAGGCCACGAUAUCCGGGAUACCCGUUCGACAGGCUAUUCCCGGACGUACUGUUUCCCUCGGACUCCUCGGAGCACAAUAGAUUAAAAGCCAGCCAAGCCAGGGAUCUAUUGUCGCGCAUGCUCGUCAUCGAUCCCGAGCGACGCAUCUCCGUCGACGACGCUCUGCUGCACAAUUACAUAAACGUGUGGUACGACGAGGGCGAGGUGAACGCCCCCGCGCCAGGCCCGUACGACCAUAGCGUGGACGAAAGGGAGCACACGGUGGAACAGUGGAAGGAGCUGAUCUAUCAAGAGGUGAUGGAGUACGAGACGAGCCACAAUCCCGCGAAUGUAGCUCAGACGUCGGAAAGCGGUGGCUCCCGGUAGACACGGACCGAACCUUCGCCGCCUACGACGACUACGACGACGACCGUCUCCUCGAGGACGCAUCUAGACUGUCCGAUCUAUCGUAUAAAUAUCGCGGGAAUGUAAAGAAGAGUAGCGACGAAUAGAGAGAGAGAGAGAGAGAGAGAGAGAGAGAGAGAGAGAGAGAGAGAGAGAGAGAGAGAAAGAAACCUUCGCGUCCAGGGGAGGUAACGCGCAUGUUUUUGCGCGUGUGCUGCUUUUCUCCGAGAGACCAACAAGAAAAACGGUCCAGCCGGGGAUGUUGCGAGACGAAUGAAACGUGAGAAUGCAGGGAGGCGUGUGCUUGGGUAAUAGAAUGAGAGGGAGGGAGAUAGAGCGAUGUUAGAGCGAGAGAUACAUAAGAGCAAGGAAGCCGCUGCUUCGCCGAUUUUUCGAAAGAAGAGAACAAAAUCGGCAUCGAGGGAGAACACGGGGAAGAGGGAGCGUUGCUCCGAGAUCCGUCAUUUUGCGCGCGCGAAACAUACCAGGCAUGACGAGCGCGCGGCUGCGAG